Molecule: messenger RNA, 1767 nt
Organism: Achroia grisella
Lineage: Eukaryota; Metazoa; Arthropoda; Insecta; Lepidoptera; Pyralidae
Exons: 3
Molecular function (GO): zinc ion binding; nucleic acid binding
Source: RefSeq, a predicted model, not a curated record
AUGUCGGACUCCAUCACGCUAGCGGACGCCGACACGGUGCGGUCGGCGAGGUCGCGGCCCGUCUCGCGGGCCAGGUCGCGGGCAUCUCGGCCUUCCUCAGCGUCGUCGACGCGCUCUACGCGCUCGACGCGCUCGAUGCUGGUGGAGGACGAGAUGUCCGGGUGCCUGGUGUCGAUCGAAGACGGGCUCGCGAAACCGGCCGUGCCGAAGCGGCCGCACGCGGAUGGACCGGGCCCUUCCGGGGCGGCGGGCGGGAGUGCCAAGCCGUCUAAGAUCCCCUGCCCGUCGCCCGGGAACGGGAUUGUUCUGAUGGUGCCCGUAGGCACAGACAGUCCGACAACGUCGCCGAAGUCCCGGCGGCAGGAGAAACGGGGGAUGACGGGACGUUUGUCCGACCCUCGGGGGUCCCUGUGGGGAAGGGGAAGGGCGGAGGCCCAGAAAAAGCUGGGGGCUGCCUUGGACACGGUUCACAGGUGCGGGAACCUGAAGGGGGCUGACCAGAGGCGGCUGAAGGAGUCCAUCGGCUCCGUGUUGAUGAUGGCAGAGGAGCUUGACAGCAGUGCCGUCGUCAACAAGGACUUCACCGCGGGUGCCGUCGAGCGCCGGAAGUUGGAAGGACAGGUGGAGGAGCUCCGUAAGGAGAAUAAGGAGCUCCGAAGCCAACUCCAGGCGCUCCAAGCCCAGAUGCGGCAACUCGCGGCGAGGUCGGGGCCGCAAACCCCUUCAGCCGCUUCCCAGGCACUACAGGGGCCUGCGAGGGAGAGAGCACCCGGCCCGGCCCCGGCGCCAGUGGAUACUGAGGACCUGCGGGCGGAACUCCUCCGCUCGACCGGGCUGAUGGUCGACGCCCGAUUCCAGGAGUUGAAGGAGAUGAUCUCACGAGUGCAAUCCCUUCAGGAGGCGUCGAUCCGCCCGGUACACCGCCCGCCGCUGCAAAGCGACGGGCAGUACGAGGUUUUGUCCCGCAUCCCUGGCGCAGGGGGACCGGGCUUCAGAGACGCUCCCCAUCUGCGGGGGGCGCGAGGGGCGGAAUUCCCGCCGCUUCCGGCGAGUCAACCUACCAGCCGGCCUGCCUCUGGCAGUCAGCGGCCGGGGCCGUCGGGCGCGGGGCGCGCAAACGAUGGUUGGAGCACGGUGGUGCGACGGGGCGGCAAAAACCGCAACGUCUCUGAGAGGCAGACUCAGAGUACUCAAAGUACUCGGAGGACCUCUGGGGCUCCCUCUCAGGGGAAGAAGGCUAAGCCGGCCCCGCCGUCGCCAUCGAAAUUGCGUGCGCCGCGAUCGGCGGCUGUGGUCGUCACACUCUGUCCGGAGGCAGAAGCGGCGGGGGUCACUUACUCCGCCGUCCUCAAGGAGGCGAAGGAUAAAAUCAACCUCGCCUCCUUGGGGAUAGGAAGCCUGCGCUUCAAGACCGCGGCUACUGGGGCCCGGAUCCUGGAGAUCCCAGGGUCCCAGACGGGAGACCAGGCCGACGCGCUCGCGUCGAAGUUCCGGGACGUCUUCCCGGAAGGUACGGUCCGCAUCGCCAGGCCCACCAAGACCGCAGAGAUGAGGGUCAUGGGCCUGGAUGACGGGCGGAUCCGGAUCGGCUGGGUCUCAGCCGCUGUGGAACUGCUGCGGCAGAAGCCACUCCGGUGCUUCCGGUGCCUCGAAAGCGGGCACGUGCUGGCCAGGUGCUCGCACGAGGAGGACCGGAGUGGCUUGUGCUACCGGUGUGGGGUUCCCGAGGCUCUGUCGCAAGCUGCGCACUCGGCGUUCCGCCCCAUA